Molecule: messenger RNA, 3000 nt
Organism: Oncorhynchus nerka (sockeye salmon)
Lineage: Eukaryota; Metazoa; Chordata; Actinopteri; Salmoniformes; Salmonidae
Product: P2Y purinoceptor 2-like
Exons: 3
Coding region: 124-1203 (359 amino acids)
Biological process (GO): G protein-coupled receptor signaling pathway
Cellular component (GO): plasma membrane
Molecular function (GO): A1 adenosine receptor binding; G protein-coupled UTP receptor activity
Source: RefSeq, a predicted model, not a curated record
UCUGUCCGACUGUACUUCUUUAAGAUCUCCUUAAUCAUCUGUGCAUUAAGGUGUGGUGCGGUUUUAUAUCUAUCCAGGAGGGUCUGCGUUUCGCCAGUCAGUCAGAUCUGUUUAUGAACAAAGAUGGCUACCUUCACCAACCACUCAACCAAUGAGAGCAGCGGGCAAAACUGCCGCUGUCGCUUCAAGGAGGACUUCAAGUACAUCCUGCUUCCUGUCAGCUACACUCUGGUCUUCGUGAUUGGCCUAGCCCUGAACUUCACGGCCAUGUACGUGAUCCUGUUCCGUACAAAACUCUGGAAGCCCUCCACGGUGUACAUGUUCAACCUGACAGUGUGCGACACCCUCUACAUCCUCACCCUACCCUUCCUAAUCUACUACUACGCCGACGAGAACGACUGGCCCUUCAGUGAGCCGUUCUGCAAACUCAUCCGCUUCCUGUUCUACGCUAACCUCUACGGUUCCAUCCUGUUCCUGUGCUGCAUCAGCCUGCACCGCUUUCUGGGUGUGUGUUACCCGAUUAGGUCCCUGAGCUGGGUCAGCGCCAGGAGAGCCCGGCUGGUGUCUGUGGCGGUGUGGGCGUGUGUGUUGAUGUGCCAGGCUCCCGUGCUCUACUUCUCACGGACCAGGGACGAGGGAACGGAGAGGGUGUGUUUUGACACCACCAGUCCAGAGUUAUUUCAUGACUUCCUAGUGUACAGCUUGGUGGUAUGUAUGCUGCUGUUUGCCUUCCCCUUCAUGGUGGUGAUGGUGUGCUAUGGACUGAUGGUGAGGAAGCUUCUGGAGCCCACCUGGGGGGCAGGAGGGAGCCAGUCGAGGGGAGUCGGGAGGAUCGCUCCUCAUCGCUCCAAACAGAAGUCUGUGAAGAUGAUAAUCAUUGUGUUAGCAGCGUUCAUGCUGUGUUUCCUACCCUUCCACCUGACCAGAAGUCUGUACUACUUCCUCAGAUACCUGGAGCAGAUGGACCCCUCCCAGGUGAGCUGUGAGCUGCUGAAGGCGUCCAGCCUGGCUUAUAUGGUGACACGCCCCUUGGCCAGCGCCAACAGCUGUGUGGAUCCCGUACUUUACUUCAUGGCUGGGCAGGGUUUCCGUAGUAACCUCGGCAACAAAAAUCAGAGCAUCGCCAAGGAAACCAGGAAGCGUGAUGGCGGCCCUUUCGAAGCAGCACUGACUGUCAGGAGAGUCAAUCUAUGUACUGAAUAGCUACGGAACCGAGUGAACUCCAUUGGACAAACACACUGGAAGGAUGACUGGCUCCUCUAAACGGAAUAUUAUUUAGCCCAUUUUAUUAGCCUGUUUGAAGGAGAAUGUAUGUCAUGAUAUUUUACUGAAUGUUCUUUCCCUGACUGGUAAAUACUGGGAGAUUACAACAUACAAUAGAAAUACCAGAUGUCUUACUUGAAAGUGAGAGGGGAAUACAGUAACUCAUUGACUGAAAUCUGACUUAGCUAAGGAAGCUAAAGGCAGGAAGAAAUACACUGGUUGAUGCUGAGGGUGUAGAGAGAAUAGAUGCUGUUAUAACAUGUCAGGGACGUUAGUGAUACUGUAAUCUCAAUAAACAGUAAAUAUAUAUUUAGGGGCCGCUGAUUGUAGUGUAUCUAACAAAUCUUUCUUCAGGAUUACAUACACCACACACAGACUGUAAAUCAGUCUUAAGAGGACCUCCUCGUAAGAGCAUUCAGAGAGAGUUGUUCAGCUCCAGGCAUGACUUGGGCAAGUUCUUGGGUGUGUCUGGAAAGUCAUGAAUUAACAUCCCAAAGACUCACAGAUGGAGCUGGAUAUAAUCCAGACAGAGAGCUUUAUAGAAGCAACACAGGCUCACUGCUAGCUGGCACAACUACAAAUUACUCAGAAAAAACUCAUGCUUAACCCGUAAGAGUCUAAGCCCUGUCUAAGCCGGAGGGAGGACGGGUGCAUUUUUUAAGAAGGUCAUACCAAGGAUCAUUUAGCUUCUUGAUUUUGAAUUGUAAGACCCCUUGAACUAUCAAAAAAUACAAAAUGCAUUAAAUAACAGAUUCACUACAACAGAGUCCCCCACAAAAAACCUAAAGGAAGUUUGUUCUGAAGUGUCUAUCAUAUCUGAACGAUAUAAGACCAGGAAACAUGUGUUUGUAUGUGUUUUUUUGGACAUGUAUUUAAGCCCUUAUUUUUGACACUAGUCGCCAUAUACUCUACUGGUCAAAUGUUUAAGAACACUUACUCAUUCAAGGGUUUUUCUUUGUUUUUACUAUUUUCUACUUUGUAGAAUAAUAGUGAAUACAUCAAAACUAUGAAAUAACACAUAUGUAAUCAUGUUGUAACCAACAAAGUGUUGUAACCAAAAAAACAUAUUUUAUAGUUGAGAUUCUUCAAAUAGCAACCCUUUGCCUUGAUGACAGCUUUGCACACUUGGCAUUCUCUCAACCAGCUUCACCUGGAAUGCUUUUCCAACAGCUUUGAAGGAGUUCCCACAUAUGCUGAGCACAUGCUGGCUGCUUUUUCCUUCACUCUGCAGUCCGACUCAUCCCAAACCAUCUCAAUUGGGUUGAGGUCGGGGGAUUGUGGAGUCCAGGUCAUCUGAUGCAGCACACCAUCGCUCUCCUUCUUGGUAAAAUAGCCCUUGCCCAGCCUCGAGGUGUGUUGGGUCAUUGUCCUGUUGAAAAACGAAUUAUUGUCCCACUAAGCCCAAACCAGAUGGGAUGGAGUAUUGCUGCAGAAUGCUGUGGUAGCCAUGCUGGUGAGCCUUAAAUUCUAAAUAAAUCACAGACAGUCACACCAGCAAAGCACCCCCAGACCAUAACACCUCCUCCAUGCCUCACGGUGGGAAAUACACAUGCAGAGAUUUAUUUAUUUAUUAUUUCACCUUUAUUUAACCAGGUAGGCUAGUUGAGAACAUGUUCUCAUUUACAACUGCGACCUGGCCAAGAUAAAGCAUAGCAGUGUGAACAGACAACAACACAGAGUUACACAUGGAGUAAACAAUUAACAAGUCAAUAACACAGUAGAAAAAAAAGAGAGUCU